Dermochelys coriacea (leatherback sea turtle) is the source of this 1250-nucleotide messenger RNA. RefSeq names its product RAS like family 11 member B (gene RASL11B). Lineage: Eukaryota; Metazoa; Chordata; Testudines; Dermochelyidae. The transcript is spliced from 4 exons. The coding region runs from base 154 to 900 and encodes 248 amino acids. Gene Ontology annotation, molecular function: GTPase activity; GTP binding. The record is from RefSeq and is a predicted model, not a curated record.
GUAGCAGGGGCGAGAAAAGAGCCGGGACCGCGGCGGCAGCUCAGAGAGCGGCGGGACCGACCGAGAGACGCGUCGGGUCCUGCCGCCCGCCCGCCCGCCCGCAGCAGCAGCCUCCCUCCGUGCCGCUGCGGCUCUGCUCCCGGGGCAGCUGCGAUGCGCCUGGUCCAGAACAUGUGCACCAUCGCCGAGUACCCCCAGGCCGGCAGCGCCAGCGGAGACGGCUGCAGCGGGGGCCCCUCCGGCCGCCCCCGCCUCAUCAAGAUCGCGGUGGUGGGAGCCAGCGGCGUGGGCAAAACCGCCCUGGUGGUGCGAUUCCUCACAAAACGCUUCAUCGGAGACUAUGAGAGAAACGCAGGUAACCUGUAUAGCAGGCAGAUCCAAAUAGAUGGAGAGAUGCUUGCUAUUCAAGUGCAAGAUACACCAGGUGUUCAGAUUCAUGAACACAGUCUGGACUGUAAUGAACAGUUGAACAGAUGCAUUCGAUGGGCAGAUGCUGUUGUGAUUGUUUUCUCCAUCACAGAUUAUAAGAGCUAUGAACUACUUAGUCACCUUCACCAGCAAGUUCGACAGUUACACCCAGGAAACAGAGUCCCUGUUGUUGUUGUAGCAAACAAAGCUGAUCUCCUACAUAUUAAAGAGGUGGAGCCACAGCAUGGACUUCAACUGGCAAACAUGCUAGGUUGUACUUUUUAUGAAGUGUCUGUCAGUGAGAACUACAAUGAUGUCUUCAAUGCCUUCCAUGUCCUGUGUAAAGAAGUUAGUAAACAACAAAUAACUAGCACCCCUGAGAAGAGAAGAACCUCUCUUAUUCCAAGGCCAAAGUCACCAAACAUGCAGGAUCUGAAGAGAAGGUUUAAGCAAGCUUUGUCUGCUAAAGUUAGGACUGUCACUUCUGUCUGAAAGCAAAGCUAAGUGGGGGUAUCUUCUCAACCUGUUGUCAUAAAGUUCCAACUUUGGAAUGUUAAACACUGGCACUAUGGAGUCUGAGGCAAUGUGAAAGAAGGAUGGUUCAGAGGUUCUUUUGAACUGCUGUAGAAAUAAACCAUUGCUUGAAGGAGAAACAAGUAUGAGGUUUGAAUAAGCUCCUUAAGUGAUUCUAGCAAGUGAAUGGUAGAACAUCUAUCUUCAUUUUAAAACCAAACUUUUAGUAAUUGAAAAGAAAACAACCCACAAAACUUCAGUCUUGCUUUCCUAGGAUGGGACACAUUGGCUUGAUGUACAACCACAUCAUUUAACUAAGUUUGGUGACC